This is a messenger RNA of Kalmanozyma brasiliensis GHG001, 570 nucleotides long. RefSeq lists its product as uncharacterized. The coding region runs from base 1 to 570 and encodes 189 amino acids. The transcript is spliced from 4 exons. The record is from RefSeq and is a predicted model, not a curated record. NCBI's taxonomy places the organism in Eukaryota, Fungi, Basidiomycota, Ustilaginomycetes, Ustilaginales.
AUGGAGGACCCAGUCAGCGAGAUCCGCGGCGUCGUCAAAGGCCUUGUCGCCGCCAGAAAUGCAUCCGAACAGAAGUACUGCAUGCAGAGGUACUUUGCGCCCGACGCUUCGUUCGACCAUGUCCUCUGCACCGUCAGCUCCGGUCCCAACUCGAGGGAUAACGGCGUUCUCCCCAUCUACCAGUGGCUGCGUACGAUUUCGCGAUCGGAUAUCGAGGUCUACCAUGUCGGCUUCGACCAGCAGACGAGCAAGCUCUUCAUCGAGGCAGUCCAAACGCUGCGCCCGAACUUCCCCAUCAUCCGCGACGUUGUUGCCAAGGACGCACGCAUCUUUGUCGCCCUCCAGCUGCAGCGUGGUGCCGACGGCAAGUUUUACGUCAAGAGUCAGGAGGACCUCUAUGCACCCCAAGUACUGCCAUUCGGCAUCAUCCCAGGGGGCGAGACGGCCACCAUGCUCGUCAAAAAGAUCGCCGCACUCAACUGCAUCCUCUUCGUCGCCGUGAUUCAAAUGCUCUUCGGCUACUGGAAGCCCGGUCGCGAUCCGCUAGGCUCGCAUCUCAAGCGCAAGUAG